AUGCAAGUUGAUCAGAAUAUUUCAUUUUACAUUUAUCAACACGGCGUAAUACUGAAGAACCGCAGCGCGGGUGCUUCAGUUGGAAAGUACAACGUAAAGCUUGAAAAAGCCAAAGAAAAAAAAGAAUUAAAAAAAUAUUCUCAGACUAUGGGCGCUAUUGGCUACGAGAUCAAGCUUGAUGCUGUCUGGAAUACCGCCAUUUUUGAUGUGCCGGUGGAUCCCGAACUUAUGUCAAAUUGA
Messenger RNA from Gongylonema pulchrum, 240 nucleotides. Lineage: Eukaryota; Metazoa; Nematoda; Chromadorea; Rhabditida; Gongylonematidae. The record is from the annotation of a GenBank genome assembly.